AUGGCUGAAGAAAUGCAACAAAUCUUCACGGAAGAUGCCCCAUAUCCAGCUGGCCCCUAUUCCCAGGCCAUCAAGACAGCCAACAACAUCUACUGCUCAGGUCAGAUUCCGUGUGAUACGAGUGGCACUAUCCUUGACCUCUCGACUUCAAAUAUCGGUCAAAUGACGGAAGUUUGCAUUCAGAACCUUAGUGCUGUACUCAUUGCAGCUAACUCGAGUCUCGAACGCGUCGUCAAAGUCAAUGUUUUUAUCACCACCAUGGAUCAUUUCAAUGAGAUGAAUGCAACGUAUGAAAAGUGGUUCAAGCAUAGACCAGCGCGUAGCUGUGUGGCUGUUGCGCAGCUACCGAAAGGUGUACCAGUCGAGAUUGAAUGUAUUGCCCUAGCUUGA
This is a messenger RNA of Blumeria graminis f. sp. triticale, 390 nucleotides long. Lineage: Eukaryota; Fungi; Ascomycota; Leotiomycetes; Helotiales; Erysiphaceae. The record is from the annotation of a GenBank genome assembly.